Cynoglossus semilaevis (tongue sole) is the source of this 1888-nucleotide messenger RNA. RefSeq names its product calponin 3, acidic a (gene cnn3a). Gene Ontology annotation, molecular function: actin filament binding. The record is from RefSeq and is a predicted model, not a curated record. Gene Ontology annotation, cellular component: actin cytoskeleton. Gene Ontology annotation, biological process: actin filament organization; actomyosin structure organization. Lineage: Eukaryota; Metazoa; Chordata; Actinopteri; Pleuronectiformes; Cynoglossidae.
UUUGAUCCCGUACUGCUUUCCACUGAGAACUUUCUCUGUGUGCUCUUCGUGUGGAAUUUUUGAGUGUAUGUGAGUGGACGCCGUUUGCUUUACUCUGGGGAUUUUUUUUUCUGAGGAUUAAGCUUUUGAGUUUUUACGUACGUAACAAGGAAAAUGACGCAUUUUAAUAAGGGUCCUUCGUAUGGACUGUCUGCUGAAGUGCGAAGCAAAAUUGCUCAGAAAUAUGACCCACUGAGGGAGGACGAGCUGCGCUCCUGGAUUGUGGACGUAAGAGGAAUCCCAUUGGGGGAUAACUUUCAGAAGGGAUUAAAGGACGGUGUCAUCCUUUGCGAACUGAUCAAUAAGCUUCAACCUGGGUCAGUGAAGAAAAUUAACCUGUCACAGUGGAACUGGUCCAAGCUGGAAAACGUUGGGAAUUUUAUCAAAGCUAUCCUGGCCUAUGGCCUAAAGCCCAGUGACAUCUUUGAGGCCACUGACCUGUUUGAAAGUGGGAACAUGACACAAGUGCAGACCACACUGCUUGCACUUGCUAGCAUGGCGAAGACUAAAGGUUUGGACACAAGGGUUGACAUUGGUGUGAAAUACGCAGACAAACAAGCUCGACAUUUUGACGACGAGAAAAUCAAGGCUGGUCAAUGUGUCAUUGGUCUCCAGAUGGGAACAAACAAGUGUGCGAGUCAGGCCGGAAUGACUGCUUACGGAACCAGAAGACAUCUCUAUGAUCCAAAGACACACACCGACAAACCCUAUGACCAGACCACCAUCAGCCUGCAGAUGGGAACCAACAAAGGAGCCAGCCAGGCGGGCAUGUCAGCCCCUGGUACUCGAAGAGACAUAUUCGACCAGAAGGUGGCUCUCGUGCCAGCAGACAAUUCCACCAUCUCGCUUCAGAUGGGGACAAACAAGGUUGCAUCCCAGAGGGGUAUGAGUGUGUAUGGCUUGGGUAGACAGGUCUAUGACCCAAAGUACUGCGCUGCCCCAACAGAGCCCAUUAUCCAUACCAACGGCAGCCAGGGCACUGGCACCAACGGGUCUGAGAUCAGCGACAGUGACUAUCAGGCCGACUUCCAGGAGGACGAAUACCAUGGAGGUUAUAAUGACAACUACAGCCCCCAUUACAAUGAUCAAGGCAUUGACUAUUAGUAGCCAGCUCCACAUUCAGAGCAGUAUUAACAAUUGUAUGUCACUAAUACAACAGAGCAAAUCUUUUGCUAUCUACACCUGUCUUCCUAGGUACAGGGUAUAGAGCUUGUCCAGUCCAAUGGUUUAAACACCAAGAUUUGGAUAAAAGAGUCAGGCCUGACCAAUAAUGAGAAAAGUAUAACCUGGGCCUUAUUUUCUUGGAUUGAUUCUAUUGAAAUAAAUGUUUUGUUUUUUUUGUUUUUUUUUACUCGCCUACAGUUUUUUUUAUAAGCAGUAAAGGUAAUGGUUCAUUGUCUUUAACCUCCAGAUAAAAAACAAAAAUUAUGUCAAGUUCCAAAAAUCCAGUAUCACUGAAUGACCAGGAAGCAUUUUUCCAACGUGUAUGUCAAAACAGUAAAAUAUAUGUAUGUGCCUUUUACGCUGUUUUUACUCUGUUGUUACUUAGCUAGGUGUUUUAGAUAUUUCUUGUCUGUUUUACAGCAUUCAAACACUAGUAAUUUUUUUUUUUUGGCCUAAAAUAAGGAGCACGUAAAUCCAGAUGGCUGUCGGAUUAUGACAAGUGACCACUGAAGCAGACUCGGUUUUGUACGAAAACUUCCAAGUGCCCUCGUUUGAUCAUUAUUUUAACAGUUCCACUUGUAUUCCAAACUGUAUUUAUUGUGAUUCUCAUUACAAAACAGUCCAUUGUUUUAUGGUUGCCCUAAUAGGAAUGGUAAAAUGUUAAUAAAAAUCCAGAAUUUGAAAA